Molecule: messenger RNA, 807 nt
Organism: Magnolia sinica
Lineage: Eukaryota; Viridiplantae; Streptophyta; Magnoliopsida; Magnoliales; Magnoliaceae
Product: transcription factor MYB1-like
Exons: 3
Coding region: 1-807 (268 amino acids)
Source: RefSeq, a predicted model, not a curated record
AUGGGAAGGAAGCCAUGCUGCAGCAAGGAAGGACUGAAUAGAGGAGCAUGGACAAGCCAUGAAGACAAGCUGCUGUCAGAUUACAUUGCAGCUCAUGGUCAUGGGAGAUGGAGAACCUUGCCUAACAAAGCUGGGUUGAAGAGGUGUGGAAAAAGCUGCAGGUUGAGAUGGUUGAAUUACCUAAGACCAGAUAUCAAGAGAGGAAACAUUACUAAUGAAGAAGAGGAUCUGAUCAUUAGGUUACAUAAGCUACUUGGAAAUAGAUGGUCAUUGAUUGCAGGACGAUUGCCAGGGCGUACAGACAAUGAAAUCAAGAACUACUGGAACACUUAUCUCAGGAAAAAGCUCUCAAGCGAUAGCUCAGAACAGCAACGGACUGGAUGGAAGAACAAGAAACCGGCCCCUCGUGGCCCACUUAAAGAGAAGGCUGUAAGGUCUGAAACCAAUGUGAUCCGAACCGAGGCAGUUCGAUGCACCCGAUUCACAUUCCCCUACCCAACAACUGGGUUUUCGGAUUCUCCCCUUCCCAAUUACAAUGAGCACGAGCGACCUCUACUGUUGAACUUAGAUAGAGAUGAAUUGCGUAUGGGUGAGAUUACUGGAAAAUGGGAUUGGCCCUCAAUGCACGGAGUAUCUAGGGGUGAUUAUUGCAUGGCUAAUCACGCUGGUGUGGAUGAAAAUGAAGGUGAAAUCUCACCCUUGAGUGAAGAAAGUUACAUGAGAAGGAUUAAUCCAGGCCGUGGAAUUGAAGGGGAUUAUCAUUUUUCGUUUCUUGAUGGAGAUGUAUGGGACUUUAAUAUGUUUUAG